AUCUAAAAACCGGGCAAACAGGGAGCGAUAUCCAGAUAUUUAACCCGUUUAAAUUAAUACAAAACACGUUAAAACACAGCAGGAAUGACGGCGCUCAGCAGCUGGGAGUUGUGCGUCAAGUACUCCCUCUUUAUCUUUAAUUUCUUCUUCUGGCUGGCGGGUACAGGAGUGCUGGCUGUGGGUCUUUGGCUGCGUUUUGACUCCAGGACAGCAGGACUGUUUGAAGGAGAGGACUCACCUUCAGUCUUCUUCACCGGUGUGUACAUCCUGAUCGCGGCGGGCGCUCUGAUGAUGGUCGUGGGCUUCCUGGGAUGCUGCGGAGCCAUCAAAGAAUCGCCGUGCAUGCUGGGAUUGUUCUUCUUCUUCCUGCUCAUCAUCUUCGCAGUGGAAGUGGCUGCUGGGAUCUGGGGUCUCUCCAACAAGGACAGGGUGGUGGAGGACAUUACAGAGUUUUAUAAGCAGACCUACAACAACUACAAAGACACCAAACAGGAAGCACUGAAGGAGACCCUCCGCCUCAUCCACUUUGGGCUGGACUGCUGCGGCCCCACGGGGACGGUGAUCGACGCCGCCAAAGAUAUCUGCCCCAAGAAGGAGGGACUGGAGGUCCUCAUCACCAAGAGCUGUCCGGCCGCCAUCGACGAGAUGUUCAACAACAGACUGCACAUCAUUGGCGGGGUCGGCAUCGGUAUCGGUGUCGUCAUGAUCUUUGGGAUGAUCUUCAGCAUGAUGCUCUGCUGUGCCAUUAAGAGGUCCAGAGACUAUGUCUAGAAAAAAAAACAAAAAAAAAACCCUCCAUCUUUAACUUAUGUGUCCUCACUUUUACAACCUCUGCUUUAGAGUUUAUAUCACAUAAUAAUCCACAACAGUCACCCUUUAGUCGGCUGCUUGGAUCCAUACAGGAUGGCCACAUCGACCUGUGACAGUAUGGAACCCGUGCAGAGACUCGUGUUAAAUUGUUUUGGCUGUUUUCCACUCUGUAAGGAGGUUUUAUUUGUACCCAAAGUAAAUUGAACAAAGGGCUGUCAAUAUAAUGAAUUUACAUCCUACUUUUCAUCACAUCAGCACAGAACAGGUCGAUCAUCUGCAGGAAAAAAAAGACAUUUAUGACUCUGCUGCCCUCCGGAGGAGGAACGUCGCUCCUAUUAACUCCCUUCUGUCGGCUCUUCACUGUCGGAUAAAAUCAAUUUAAGUUCAUUUUAUGUAAAAUGUGUUAAAAGUUUUUUUUUGCCCGUGGUGAGUUGUGACUAACAGGCUCUUUGCAGCUAACUUAAUUUUACUGUGCAACUUUUUUUUUCUUUUUUUUAAAUUUUUGUUUCCCUGAAGUUACAUUUUAGAUGCUUUGGAUUUUUUUUUUGUUUUUUUUGUUUUUUUAUAUAUAUAUAAAAGCAGAACUGUGGAGUUUUAUGCAAAUAUUUUGACGAAUGCAGUUCGCAAAUAUAUCUUUAAAAUGCCAAAUAAAUGAACUAAUAAACACUGA
Messenger RNA from Thunnus maccoyii (southern bluefin tuna), 1480 nucleotides. RefSeq names its product CD9 antigen-like. Gene Ontology annotation, cellular component: membrane. Bases 85 to 771 code for a protein of 228 amino acids. Lineage: Eukaryota; Metazoa; Chordata; Actinopteri; Scombriformes; Scombridae. The transcript is spliced from 8 exons. The record is from RefSeq and is a predicted model, not a curated record.